Molecule: messenger RNA, 1623 nt
Organism: Dendroctonus ponderosae (mountain pine beetle)
Lineage: Eukaryota; Metazoa; Arthropoda; Insecta; Coleoptera; Curculionidae
Product: protein pelota-like
Exons: 7
Coding region: 351-1502 (383 amino acids)
Biological process (GO): nonfunctional rRNA decay; nuclear-transcribed mRNA catabolic process, no-go decay; nuclear-transcribed mRNA catabolic process, non-stop decay
Cellular component (GO): cytoplasm
Source: RefSeq, a predicted model, not a curated record
GCUUUUUUCAACGAUUGUUUAUAACAAUGUUAUGCAACAAUCGGCAGUAAUUUGCUCAUUAGCGACGCUGGCUGCACACGGUAAGGACCGCGAUGCUGACGUCACCGACGCACGCCCUAGCCCCUGUUCGAGCGUGCAGCUGGAUCCAGGGGAUUUUUUUAGCAAAAAUCUGCCAAAAUUUUCCAGAACAACUGGGCGUUGCAAGAGCGGCGUUGCCACAGCCGCCCUCAAAAAAUGACAGUCCUGUAGCAAUUUGACUGACGUGUGUGAAAUUUCCGUGUAAUGUUUGGGAAAAUAUUGCCAAUUUCGCCGUUCGCCAAGUGGGGCCCCAGCGGGGCGCAGCUACGCAAAUGAAGCUCGUCCAUCGAGACAUCGACAAGGGCCAGGGGGCAGUCACCCUGGUGCCGGAGGAGCCCGAGGACAUGUGGCACGCCUACAACCUGAUCGCCGAGGGCGAUUCGGUGAAAAGCUCCACGAUCCGCAAAGUGCAAAUCGAGUCGGCCACCGGAUCGUCCACGUCCAGCAGAGUCCGCACGACGCUCACCAUCACAGUGGAGACCAUCGACUUUGACACGCAGGCCUGCAUGCUGCGGCUCAAGGGGCGCAACAUCGAGGAGAACCAGCAUGUCAAGAUGGGCGCCUACCACACGCUCGACCUGGAGCUGAACCGCAAGUUCAGCCUGCGCAAGGUGGAGUGGGACUCCAUAGCGCUGGAGCGCAUCGAGCAGGCCUGCGACCCCACCAAGUCGGCGGACGUGGCCGCCGUCAUCAUGCAAGAGGGGCUGGCCCAUGUGUGUCUCAUCACCUCGAGCAUGACCCUCAUCAGGGCCAAGAUCGACGUCACCAUCCCGCGCAAGCGCAAGGGGCUGGUGCAGCAGCACGAAAAGGGCCUGGCCAAGUUCUACGAGCAGGUGAUGCAGGCGAUUCUGCGCCACGUCAACUUCGAUGUGGUCAAGUGUGUGCUGGUGGCGUCGCCCGGCUUCGUGCGCGACCAGUUCUUCGACUACAUGCUGCAGGCGGCCGUCAAGACCGACAACAAACUGCUGCUGGACAACAAGACGAAGUUCAUGCUGGUGCACGCCUCCUCCGGCUUCAAGCACUCGCUGAAGGAGGUGCUGCAGGACGCAGCCGUGAUGAGCAAAAUCUCCGACACCAAGGCGGCCAGCGAGGUGAAGGCGCUGCAGCAGUUCUACGCCGUGCUGCAGGCGGAGCCGGCCAAGGCCUUCUACGGGAAGGGGCACGUGCAGCGCGCCAACGAGGCGCAGGCCAUCGAGAGCCUGCUGAUCUCCGACAGGCUGUUCAGGUGCGACGACGUCAAGCAGCGCAAGGAGUACGUGGCGUUGGUGGAUGCGGUGCGCGAGGCUGGCGGGGAGGUGCGCAUGUUCUCCAGCAUGCAUCUGUCGGGCGAGCAGCUGGAGCAGCUGACGGGCAUCGCCGCCAUUCUGCGCUUCCCCAUGCCCGAGCUGGAGGAGGAGGAGGAGGACGAGGCGGAGCAGGAGUAGCCAGAGAGGUUGGUACUAACUAGUUAAUUUAUUGGCGUGUAAAGUGUAAAACAAUAAAAGUGGGUCAGUCCUGCUGCGGCUGCUGCUGCUGCUGGUCGUGCAGGCGCCUUUUCUUGCGCAA